Molecule: messenger RNA, 785 nt
Organism: Pelmatolapia mariae (spotted tilapia)
Lineage: Eukaryota; Metazoa; Chordata; Actinopteri; Cichliformes; Cichlidae
Gene: smim7
Product: small integral membrane protein 7
Exons: 5
Coding region: 76-303 (75 amino acids)
Source: RefSeq, a predicted model, not a curated record
CGGAUUUGUAUUGGUCACAUUUCUGAUUACGUGCCGAACGCGGAACUGAGGCGCUUCUGAUGUGAUUUGAUCAAGAUGAUCGGGGAUCUGUUGAUAUUCGGGACUUUACUGGUGAAUGCAGGGGCUGUGCUGAACUUCAAGCUCAAAAGGAAGGAGUCGCAGGGAUUUGGAGAUGACUCUGGAUCACCAACAACAGGGGACAACAUCAGAGAGUUUCUGCUCAGCCUGCGGUACUUCCGGAUCUUCAUUGCAUUGUGGAACAUCUUCAUCAUGUUCUGCAUGAUCCUAUUGUUUGGAUCAUGAUCGUGUGUGGCCAGUGGACUUCCUCCAAGAUGCUUCCCUUUCCAGAUGGAUGCUGUCAGCUUCUCCUUAAUGUCCUUUUUCUGUUUCUUUGACCCUUUUACUAGUAAUUAUACUCCUUUUGGUUUACAACCCUUUGUGCUGUACAGGAAUUUAUGAAUGGCUGUAUUUAUUCUUCUCUUGUUACAUUUUUAUUUUUAUUGAUUUUUCUUUAAGUGUAACACCUUUGCUGGAAACGUGUGGUUUUGUAGUUAGUGGUAAAGGAACACCAGAAACAUUGUUUUAUUCCUUUUUCCUGCACAGACUCAGUUCAUCCAGAUUCCACAGAAAAAUCUGCAUCUGAUUUGUGAGUUAUAAAUAGGAUUAUUUUACUCACUUAUGUGUUUGUUUUCAACUUCUUAGGGGGAAAAAUUGUGCUAUUUUCUUUAUUCUGCAGCACAUGUGCUGUAAUUAAAUGUAUAUUCACUGUAAAUGUGACCCUAUUC